CGUGAGUUUUAGCGGCGGUAGCUACGAAACGACGACAUUUGUAGCGGCUGCAAGGAUAAUUCCUCUGGAAGAUUUAAUCGAAAAAUGGAAGUUUCAAACAUUAAGAAGGUGUUACGCACACACAGAAUGGAAAGUGCCAAAGCUAAGAUCGACUUUGCUGAUAUCAGCACAUUUGACAUUGUCCCAACUCCACCAAAGGAGCCAAAACCAGAAGCAAACAGGAUGCACAGGCGUCGCGGGAUCCGUGCGCAGAAGUCAAAAACAUACGAGGCAAAACCUGCAUCCUUACAAGAAUUUGAGGCACAGGAAUUAGGACUUAAACAUGACACUAGGAGUGAAUCCAAUGACUUGGCGAGGACUGGACCUAGUGAUACAAAUAAUCCUUGGUAUUGUCAAACUCCCAAAACAAGAGACACAUCUUUCAAAAAGAACACAUGCAAAGAUAUGAAAACCACUUUCGUUGACCAGACGACAAACGCAUCACUUAAAGACGUGUUGAAGAAUACCAACCCUAUAAGGUACCCAACCCCUGGGCCCAGAGACCAGUUAGCUCCAAGUCCUUUUCCCGUCAACAAGAACAAACUUGCCCCUGUGGUGGACCCGAAAAAGAAUGCUGUACCAAAAACUGCCCGCCCGGGGCCACGUCCCGUCAAAGCUAUACACACGCCUGUUUUCAACCCAAGUUUGAUUGCCACUGCCCCUGAUCGGCAAGCUAGAACACCCCUUCCUGAAGCAAUGAACAAUCCAAAUCCUAUAAGGUACCCAGCUCCUGGGCCUAGAGACAAGCUAGCUCCAAGUCCUUUCCCUGUCAACAAGAAUAAACUUGUCCAUGUGUUAGACCCCAGGAAAAAUGCUGUGACAAAAACUACCCGUGUGGGCCUACGUCUGGUCAAGGCCGUGCGCGUGUCUAUCUACAGUGACAAUACAGAGUCCAGCUGUAUACUUACACAGAUGUACAGUGACAGAGAUGACUACGCCAACAGCAUUGUUCCAGCGAUGGAGAACAGCCGCCCUAUCAGAUACCCUCCCCCGGGUCCCCGGGAACAGAUGCUGCCCAAUCCCUUCCCUGUUAACAAGGCGUGUCUGCCCCCUCUCAUCAAACACGGACGAGUUGUCGCCCCUAUGUGUGGAUAGAGCUAGCGACAGACUUUUCCAGGAGCUGUUUCUUUCUGUUAAAAGGACACCGCAUCAUGAUCCUGAAGACAACGAUUAAAAUUAUACAGCUAAUGACUGUCCAACAGUUUUACUUAAACAUUUACAUAAUUCUUCAUAAACUGUAGUUAUAAUUAUCAUUAUUAAUAUUUUUCUUCUCAUAAACCGGUUUAAAAUAAGUAUAACACUUAUUUUGUUCUGUUGUGCAUGCAUAUACAUCGGGUCAGACCUUCAAUCAUGAUUUCAAUAGUGCUGGGCAAUUUAAGAAAUCCUUAUUUAAAGUGUCACCUGUGAGAGUGAUAUUGAAUUGUAAAAGUGAUAAAACCGUAUAUAAAUGUAUUGACGAGGCUAUGGUACAUUUGAUGCAAGAGGUUGAAAAGGUAGUUGAAUGAUGAAUGUGAAUAGUUUCCGUUUUGUUUGACAUAUUUAUUAAUA
Molecule: messenger RNA, 1587 nt
Organism: Pecten maximus
Lineage: Eukaryota; Metazoa; Mollusca; Bivalvia; Pectinida; Pectinidae
Exons: 8
Coding region: 85-1134 (349 amino acids)
Source: RefSeq, a predicted model, not a curated record